Molecule: messenger RNA, 5946 nt
Organism: Mus musculus (house mouse)
Lineage: Eukaryota; Metazoa; Chordata; Mammalia; Rodentia; Muridae
Gene: Zscan29
Product: zinc finger SCAN domains 29
Exons: 5
Coding region: 1019-3523 (834 amino acids)
Cellular component (GO): nucleus
Molecular function (GO): sequence-specific double-stranded DNA binding
Source: RefSeq, marked validated
GCUCGGACUUCCGGCUUGAGAGCGGGACUGAGGCUAGCCCAGGAGGGGAAGGGAUGAGAGUGAGUUGAGAAGCUGGUUGAGAGAGACGCGGCCUGGGGUGGGCCGGCGGGAGUCCUCAGGACGCCUUGGCAGGGUCUGUGGCAUUUUGACCGACUGCCGACGUCUCCCAGAGUGACCCGGCCGGAGGGAAGAAAACAAAGCUGGAACUUGGCAGCCGCCGCUGUGGAGCUGUGCUCGAAGCCCACGGACUCGCAGCACCGGCCCGCAUCGGCCUCGUUCUCAGGAGACCCACCACUGCCGCCCCUCGAGCUUCCUCGCUUCACCAACUCCUGUAACUCUCCCCUAGUCCACCUCAAUUUAGAAGCCCAAGUCGGCUCCCCCGGUGCGCGACCUUCCCCAUCUGUCGCCCCGGAACUCUUGCCGAGUUCUUACUUCGUUCGGGAGGCGCGAGCAAGAGACCCAGUGUUCGGCACUUGACUUUGGUUCGGGGUGGAAAUUUGUAGUUUGGUGUUCAAGGGGCGGGGCAGACACCAGGAGCUUCUGGAAGGACGGCGGUGGUUCUAGGGGAGAAUAGCCGGCGCUCGCUGGACAGAGGCUUUUUGUUGUCGUUCGCCAAACGUUUUGACCGAUUUGAUCUGGGGCGCUAAUGAUUUACCUGAGGUGGGAGCGAAGCGGACAGAUUUUUCUUUUCUCUGCAACUUCCUGGGGAUACUCUAAACGUCACCUAGAAAUGCAGUUUUUAAAAGGUCAUUUUCACCUUGCCUAUUGAUUUGCUGUCCUGAAAAGGUACUGCCUCAGAAGGCCACUUCGAGCAUAUUGAAAGUCAGGCCGGCUCUGACAAGGUUUUAAACAUGUAAAGAUACUCUCCUCAGAUAGCGCCAUUUCUCUCUACUCUAGGAUAAAACUCCUUUUUACAGAGAGACUCAUCUGCAGGUGUUUCUCCAAGGGCAUGCAAAGAUAGUGUAAUAAGUCCUAGAACCCAGACAGUGAGGAGAGAAACGGCUUUCUGCUGUGAAAGAUGGCCAAACCCACUCGGAGAGGAAAUGGCACAAGCUCUGAAAGCUUACGACAGCGCUUCAGAAGAUUCCAUUACCAGGAGGUGGCUGGGCCCCGGGAGGCUUUCAGCCAACUAUGGGAACUUUGCUGUCGGUGGCUAAGGCCGGAGGUGCGGACCAAGGAGCAGAUUGUAGAAUUGUUGGUGCUAGAGCAAUUCCUGACUGUGCUACCUGUGGAGAUCCAGAACUGGGUACAGAAGCAAUGUCCAGAAAAUGGAGAGGAGGCGGUGACACUGGUGGAAGAUUUAGAAAGAGAGUCUGGAAGACCUGGACAUUCGGUCACAGUCUCUGUGAAGGGGCAGGAAAUGCACUCGGAGAAGAUGACACCCCUGAAAUCAUCACAGGAGUUAUUAAGUGUUCUGCAGGAGUCAGUGGAACCCCAGCCCAAGGGUGUAUCCAAGAAAGAGAGGGCAAGAAGGCCAGCCCUGAGACUACAGGAGCAGAUGAACCCAAAGGAGAAUCUCAGACCUUUUCAAAGGAGCGGAUUUCCAUUUCCUAAACCCAAUGUGGUGUCCAGGUUGGAUCAAGGAGAGCCAUGGAUCUCAGAUCUGCUUAGCUCCAAGGAGAAGGAUGUCCCAAAAGGCAACACAGGAACCAGUCUAUUACCAUCCAAGAGAGAGAGAACCUGCUGGGUGGAACAGGGUCACUGGGUAUUUGAUGAUGAGAAGGUGGUGGGUGUGCACUGGGGCUACAAAGAGACUAGAACACUCCUUGCAAUUCUCAGUCAGACUGAAUUUUACGAAGCGCUCCGAAACUGUCACAGGAACAGCCAAGUGUAUGGGGCUGUAGCUGGGAGGCUUCGUGAAUAUGGUUUCCUCCGGACUCUGGAACAGUGUCGGACCAAGUUCAAAGGCCUUCAGAAGAGCUACAGGAAGGUCAAGAGUGGUCAUCCACCCGACACCUGCCCCUUCUUUGAAGAGAUGGAAGCCCUGAUGAGUGCCCAGGUCAUUUCAUUGCCCAUUAAUGGCCUGGAAGAGGCAGCCUCCCAUUCUGCCCAGGCAGGCAGUGAUGCUGAGACGGAGAAGCCAGGGCAGAGGGACUGGCAGCAUGAAGAUGGAGAGGAGGCUAUAGCUGAAAGGUCAGACAGUGAUGACCCGGAGGCAACCCCCCAGGACCCUGACAACCCACCUGCACCUGUCCUGUUCCGAAGCCCAAGUGGUGUACACUGGGGCUAUGAAGAAACCAAGACUUACCUUGCAAUUCUCAGUGAGACUCAGUUCUACGAAGCCCUCCAAAACUGUCACCGCAACAGCCAGUUAUAUGGAACAGUUGCUGAGAGACUGUGGGAAUAUGGCUUCCUUAGAACCCCAGAGCAAUGUCGUACCAAAUUUAAAAGCCUACAAACCAGCUAUCGGAAAGUCAAGAAUGGCCAAGCACUAGAAACCUGCCCCUUCUUUGAAGAAAUGGAUGCUUUAGUGAGUGCCCAAGUUGCUGCCCCACCUAGUGAUGACCAGGAGAAAGAAACAGUUUCUUGUUGCCUCCAGAGAACCAGUGAGGCUGAACCUGAGAAGCAAGAUGAGGACACAGAAGAAGAUUCAGAUGAUGAAGAUGAUACUGAAAUACCUCCAGAGGCUGUUAUAACCCGUGCCCCAGUCUUAUUCCAGAGCCCCAGUGGUUUCGAGGCUGGAUUUGAAAAUGAAGAAAAUUCAAAACGGGAUAUUUCUGAGGAAGUACAGCUGCAUAGAACAUUACUUGCAAGGUCUGAAAGGAAAAUUUCCCAUCAUGUUAAUCAAAGUAAAGCGAGUAAGAAUAAAUGCUCAUCAGAAAGCCAGUGGGAAAAGACUCAAAGAGAGGAACAAAGACAACUAGCAUUCCCAGAGAAGAAUAUAGGUAAAGUCCUGACCUAUCAGAGGCCAGGCUUGGAAGACAGACCUUAUAAAUAUGUCAAGUAUGGCAAAAGCUCUGGUUCAAACUCCCAUCUCAGGUAUCCGGUCUCCCAUGAGGUAGAGAACCCAUAUAAAUGUGCUGACUGUGGGAAAAGCUUCAGUCGGAGUGCACGCCUCAUCAGACACCAAAGAAUCCACACCGGAGAAAAACCGUAUAAGUGUCUUGACUGUGGGAAAGGUUUCCGUGACAGUUCCAAUUUCAUUACCCAUCGGAGAAUCCACACAGGAGAAAAACCGUAUCAGUGUGAUGAAUGUGGAAAACGCUUCAACCAGAGCUCAAGCCUUAUAAUUCACCAGAGAACCCACACAGGAGAAAAGCCUUAUCAGUGUGAAGAGUGUGGGAAAAGCUUCAAUAACAGUUCUCAUUUCAAUGCACACAGGAGGAUACACACAGGAGAGAGACCCCAUGUGUGUCCUGACUGUGGUAAGAGUUUUAGUAAGAGUUCUGACUUGCAUGCACAUCACAGAACCCACACAGGAAAGAAACCUUAUGGGUGCCAUGACUGUGGCAAGUGCUUCAGUAAGAGCUCUGCCCUUAGUAAACACCGAGAGACUCAUACUCGAGAAAAGCUGCUGUCAUAGUCAGUGCUUAAGCCAGCCCCUGAGGAAGGGCCUUGGAAACUGUAGCACUUGCGAAGUCCUUUCCUGCUUUGUGCCCAGCUGGCCUAGGAAGCACUCCUCAGGAUUUUUUACCACUUUAUUUCUUGUGCUUCCCAGAUCUAGAUGAGGCCAAUGGCAUCAGCUUCAAGAUUAAAAAGUAGAUUUUGGUCUGACCUGAUGGUAAUCCCUCUCCCCUCUCGGUGCCUGUGUUGUUCCCUGAGAGAAGAUAUGGUAGUAUAUGCUGAGAGAAGAUAUGGUGGUAUAUGCUGUGGAUCUCACCUGUAUCCUUCACUCACACCGUCAUUCAGUGCACGUCAAUUGGAAAACCUGUUUCAGCAGUUUUUCAAGAAGCUGUGAGACUUGGGCCAUUUCGCUCACUUAAACCUGUAUAUACUCUUCAUUUAUCUUUAAAGAGUUUAAAGUCCAUCGUGGUUCUAUCUUUUCCCAAGAAUCUGGAGCUGGGGAUCUAUCUAGCUCAGUGGUAGAGCACUUGCCUAGUAUGCACAAGGCCUUGGGUUCAAACCUCAGACAGAAGACAGACACACACACACACACACACACACACACACACACACACACACACACAAAACCUGUACAUGUGAGGGGUGGGGACAGAUAGAGUGAAACAAUGUAAGUUUUCUAUAAACACUGAAUUUCUUAGUUUCUUCCAGAAUCUACAAGGACUCUGGAAGUAUAUCCUACAAUAGAUUAUACUGCAUUUAUAGCAUCUUGAUUUUUUUCCUUUCUUUUCCCUCCUUGCUGCCGCUGCCUCCUCCUCCUCCUCUCCAUCUAAAUUGCACCUGUCCCUUGUGGACUAGCAGUCAAAAGAGCAAACUAGAGAUGUGGCGAUAGAAAAAGCAGUUAAAGAUGCCCACAGGAGUCAUCUGUUUCUCCUACACUCCACACACCUAGUAUAGAGUCAUGCAGCCAAUGGGUGCUCAGUACUAAUUGCCAUUUCCUCAAGUAUAGGUAAAACACACUAUACCCUAAAUGACAAGGAAAGUGGUGAUGCUACCAGUCUGUACACACACACACACACACACACACACACACACAACUAUAUAUAAAUAAGAGUAUCUAUUUAAGCACAAAAUUACAAGUUUUUACAAUCAAUGGUAUUGACUUAAUUCCCACAUAUUCAUAGAUGUAUGAUAAAAGCCUUGUACAGUACAAGUGAAAACACCCUACUGUGUCCUUAUACUGGAAAACAGUUAAUACAUAGACAUAGGCACAAAUAUAUAGUUGCAACAUUUAUUAUUUCUUGAAAGGCAGGGUCUCACUACGUAGCCCUGGCGACCUGUAGCUUACUAUGGAGAUUUCACUGCCCUUGAUCUCAGAGAUCCGACUGCCUCAGUCUUCAAAUUGCAAGUAUAGAAGUACAGGUGUACAUCACCAUGAAAACUGGCAACUGGGUUAAAGACAUUUACUAAGCCUAGUAGUGUUACUACACAAGACAUACUCUUUAACAUAACUUGCUCUGAGAAAAGUCUAGAAAGUCAGCAUUCAAAGGAAGGAAAGUAACUGGGUAAAUUGGAGUGGGGCAGACUGUCCAAAACUAGUUGUAAAACUGAUGCUAGGUGGGUGAGAAAUGGGAAAACAGUGAAGCAAAAGAGGAGAAAAUAUAAAGCUCACUAAAGCUUGAAGUAGGAAAAAACCUUAAGAAUGCAUGAUAGAGCCGUAGAGUCUGCAGAGAAUCAAUUAGCAGAGACAGGGAAAGCUACAGGGAGACCCUGAGUUGUACUGAGCUGUGGAUACUGCUGAGAGGAAAGCAGCAUGGCUCUGGGAGGUGAGUUUAGGAGACUAGCUCCUUUGGGAGAUAAACAGCAGAAAUUACUGUCUAUUGAAGAUACUUUGAUGAGCAGGUCAGAGAAAAGAUGACCAUGGCCAGAUGGCCAAGACAUGGAAUAACUAAUUUUCACAUUUAUUAAGAUCUGAGAUAGUAGCAAGGAGAAAGACUAUCCUAAAAUUUAUUAGGAUGAGUAAUUAAUUGUGGUUCUGGUACUGAGGAAUUGUAAACAAAGAAGUAACAUUAGCAAUAAAGGGAAAAUGGUAUCUCAAUUAUGCUGCCUAAGCAAGCAAGAAGGUACAAGAAACCCCUGUCUAACGCAGGGCCUCAGGAUCCGAGACGGCUUUGGAAGUGAACUGCAAUGCCAAGGAAGAUGAGAUUAUUGUGAACUGCAAUGUCAAGGAAGAUGAGAUUAUUAUCUUUAGUAUUAAUCUGUCUAUGUAUAGUAUUGUGGAAACAGGCAUAAGGGUAUUAGUAGACAGAUGGUUCCAAAUGUCUUGUAUCUUAAACUGCUUCUGUUUCUCUUCCUAUAAAGCAAAAUAAUGUUUAUACCUAGUCUGCCUCUCAGGGAUAUCAUGUUAAUAAAUGUUAUGCCAAUAAAGUGCUCUGUUUUUCUUCA